AUGUGUUUACUUUGGGUGUUUUCUUACUGUCUGGGUUCUCUCUUUAUGCUGUAUUGGGACGUCAGGGUAGACUGGGGGCUUCUCCCCACCCCAGACCGCUUCAUACGCAUGCAAGGCAGGCUUAUGUACCCCACAUGGAUGUACGGCGCUAUAGCCGUAACAAACGCAAUGGGCCGUCUCACGUGGGCGAUGACGCUGAUGCCGAUUUCCUUUGUGGGUAACAAAGUAAGCUCAACUACAUACCCUAUCAGCAGCAGCAGCAGCAGCAGCAGCAGCAGCAGCAGCAGCAGCAGUAGCAGCAGUAGCGGCAGCAGCAGCGGCAUCAGUAGCAGCAGCAGCAGCAGUAGUAGCAGUAUCAGCAACAGUAGGAAUAGCAACAGCAGCAGCAGCACAGAUUGCGAAAUGAGUAACAGCAGCAGCAGCAGCAGCAGCAGCAGCAGCAACAGCAGUGCAUGCGCCCUUUUUGUUUGUCUGUAUUGA
Eimeria mitis is the source of this 480-nucleotide messenger RNA. RefSeq names its product SYG1/ ERD1 like integral membrane protein required for retention of ER lumen proteins, with 8-10 transmembrane domains, related. Gene Ontology annotation, cellular component: membrane. The transcript has 3 exons. The record is from RefSeq and is a predicted model, not a curated record. NCBI's taxonomy places the organism in Eukaryota, Apicomplexa, Conoidasida, Eucoccidiorida, Eimeriidae. Bases 1 to 480 code for a protein of 159 amino acids.